Messenger RNA from Suillus subaureus, 392 nucleotides. RefSeq lists its product as uncharacterized. The record is from RefSeq and is a predicted model, not a curated record. The transcript is spliced from 6 exons. The coding region runs from base 1 to 333 and encodes 110 amino acids. NCBI's taxonomy places the organism in Eukaryota, Fungi, Basidiomycota, Agaricomycetes, Boletales, Suillaceae.
AUGGGUGACGCGCUGCCUUACUCAUUGGGCUCAUUUGGCAAUCGCGCUCCACCCAGACCUCGACCACCGGUGAUCAACACGAUCAGCACGAUCGGUGUCAGAGACUCGAAAUCGGGCAAGCCGGGUCAAGACGAGCUAUUGUGUCUCGCUGGUUAUGUAGAUAUCCUUCCUCUUCUUCUUCGUCUAAUUGCAUGCAGCAUGCUAUGUGAGGAUAUGCUGCCCUGGGCAGGGAGGAAAUCUAGAACAUCACAGGUAAAUGGCAAGCCUGCUAAAGUAUGGAUGGUGCUGGGCAGAGAGGAAAUCGAGGAUAUCACAGGUGAGUUAGUUCAGUGAUGGUCAUUUCUUUCUCUGACUGUGCAGACGACUAUUAGAUGCAAUCAAUGACAUUUGGC